Molecule: messenger RNA, 2310 nt
Organism: Penicillium alfredii
Lineage: Eukaryota; Fungi; Ascomycota; Eurotiomycetes; Eurotiales; Aspergillaceae
Exons: 2
Coding region: 1-2310 (769 amino acids)
Source: RefSeq, a predicted model, not a curated record
AUGAGUGUUGUUGCCAGUAGACCCGAGACUCCUGCUGUGCCAGACACCGUCCCCCCGAAUUGCAACGAUUUCCCCGUAACCAUCCAGCCCGUGGCAUCUCGAACUUCCUCUGUUUCCUCCUACCGAACCAACUACAGCACCUCGACAACCCCGACGACAUAUUCGCCUUCCUCUCCCGCCUCUUCCUAUCGCCAGUUUGACUCAGUCGGCUCUCUUCCCAAAUUCGCAGAGCCCGUCCAGCGUCGAGUUCCUCAGGAGGUCUACGAUGUGAUUCUCAACCAUCUCGAACAUUUGCACAAAGAUCCGCAUCAGGCGGGUUGUACCACCUGCUUCCAGCGCGAUCUCCAUGCCUUGUCCCUGACUUGUCGGUCGUGGGAGAAGGCGGUUCGGGGUCGACUGUAUAACCGUAUUCACAUUGUCGGAAAUGACUCCCCCGCCCAAUUGAAGAAAUAUCGUAUGAAGAGAGGGAGUCGCUUGAAGCUGCUGAGACGGACGCUGCGCGAGCGCAAGUUGCUGGCCAAUCUGGUUCGCGAACUCCGGGUUCCUCAGCUGGAUCUGCUCUUCACGAGUACCAAACAAAGUGCGCAAUGGCAGGACUAUCGGGAUAUGGUGGCAUCCGUGGUCAUGGUCUGUCCGAACUUGGAACGCUUGCUGGGCCUGUCCAUCCCCUACCACCACGAAUUCGAUCGCUUGACCCAUGCUCUGUCGACGCGAAAAAGACUGAAGGAACAUACGUGGAUUCUGGGCGAGGCGGCCGAAGUAGCUGAAGUCUCUCCCCGCAGCACUUCUUGCCCGGGCAGCUUGGGUCCUUCGCAGAUGUUCGAAUUCCUUAACUACCAUGCCUCCUGGUCGAACCUCGAGACUUUGAUGCUCUACGACCUGAACGAUCAGGGCGCGCUGGAGCCCAGCAUCUUUUUGCGCAUGCUUGACCUUCUGCCCUCCUUGCGGAAUCUCUGUAUUUCUUCGUUCAAAGAAGACGCGGUUGCAGACAACACCUUGUUAUGUCUGCCAUCCCUCGAAUCAUUGCGCCUGGAGAACCUGCCCGGUGUCACCGAUACCGGUCUUACACAGUAUACCUCACGGCCCGAAUCGCGGUCGCUCAAGUCGCUGGUCUUGGUGGAACAGAAUGUGGAGUCGCUGCUUGCGAUUUCCAAGAUUCUAGCGUCCUUGACCCAGUUGGAACGAUUCAAGAUUGUCCAGCCAGAAAAAUGCCCGACAUUGCCCAACGAAGGCAUGAUCUUCCAGCCCAUCUUGGCAUCAUCCAGUCUCAAAUACCUCCACUGGGAUGUCGCAUGUCCAGACUCCGGCACCGCGCUCACCCAGCUCGACUCUCUCCCAUUCCAGAAAUCCUCCAAACCUUCGGACGCCCCUAAUUACCACCUUGCCCAAAGCAUUCUCUCUGCUGGAUUCCCUCGUCUUGGGACUCUCCGCGCCCCCUCCGACGUGGAGCCCCCCGGCGCGCUCCAGGCUGUUUGCCGGCCGAUCACCAAAGGCCAGGCGCUUCUCCGACCCGAUCGAUAUAGUCUGCCUCGCAGCUCCCACGGCUCGGUCAACACUCGACCACUCGCCCUGCCAGCCGGGAACAACCUGACCUCUUCCCGGAUUCGCGCACAGACCUUCAUCGACAUGGCCGCCAAAGACACAGAGGAGGGUAUGCCAGUCGUAAUUCAGGAUUACUCCGACGGAUUUGUGCCCGAUAACGCGGCGUUGGGUUCCUUGGACGAGGAACCCGAGCAAGAGAUAGACGACUAUGGAAUCUGGGCUGCCUACGAGCGGUACAAGAAUGAAAUCCCAGACGAGAAUCACGACGGACCCAAGACAAUCUAUGAGUUCCGUAUGCCAACCUUCAUGGGUCGUGCGGGACUCAAGGAUCCUGUGACAGGGGCGUCCAUCCCCCGAUUCCUGCUGCGCCCUGAUAUCUCCGGACAAGAAUCUGAGGGUGGCUUGAUUGGGUGGAAGCAAUUGCUUGCUUCCAACCAGUCUCUUUCCUACGCCGCAGGAGUCGGCGUGAAUUGCUUCGGCGACAAAACCACCCCCAAACCGCCGCCCGAGGACCCGCCGUCACCGGCCACCAGUACACCGCGUUUCGGUUGGGGCAGUCUUGGAAGUCGGUCUACGACGAGUACGGCCCCGGCAACACCCACCACCCCCAUCACUCCCAUGAGCUCCACGUCGUCUCCGGCCCUGCCGUGGGAGAAGGAUACGUGCACUGGCUCCUGGAACCACAAGAUGGGCCGGGACUGGUGGUUUCACAUGGAGCGCGAUCGUCCAGGCAACUCGGACCUGAUCGACGUGAAACAGCUUUUUUAA